Messenger RNA from Cynoglossus semilaevis (tongue sole), 582 nucleotides. Its product is annotated as serine/threonine-protein kinase C-like. Bases 1 to 582 code for a protein of 193 amino acids. The transcript has 4 exons. The record is from RefSeq and is a predicted model, not a curated record. Gene Ontology annotation, cellular component: cytosol; TTT Hsp90 cochaperone complex; nucleus. Lineage: Eukaryota; Metazoa; Chordata; Actinopteri; Pleuronectiformes; Cynoglossidae.
AUGGAGGCGGAGAACAAGGUGUCUCUGCGCCGGGUUUACGCCUCCGCCCUGCCCCCCUACAUAGACAGGAGGCCCUGUCGUCACGACGACGUGCUGAGUCUGGUCCUGACACACAUGGAGGCGGAGAACAAGGUGUCUCUGCGCCGGGUUUACGCCUCCGCCCUGCCCCCCUACAUAGACAGGAUGGGUGUAGGAGUUUGCCGACAUCUGAAACGGUUGGAGCGGGUGGUGCUGGGAUACCUGGAGAUUGGAGAUCCACCUGAGGAGACGAGCAGACUGAAGAUCCUGGAGGCACUGAAGACGACGAUGACAGUGGCCUGGCCACGGUCUGAGUACACACACACACCUAGUCCGAGUUCCAGUCUCAGUCCUAGUCCCAGUCCCAGUCCCAGUCCCAGUCAUAGUCAUAGUCCCAGUCCUAGUGCCAGUCCUAGUCCCAGUCCUAGUCCCAGUUCUAGUCCCAGUCCUAGUCCUAGACCUAGUCCCAGACCUAGUCCCAGUCAUAGUCAUAGUCCUACUCCUAGUCCCACUCCUAGUCCCACCUGUCCUCCAGCAGGGGGACAGCAGCUGCUGCAGUCCUGA